Molecule: messenger RNA, 2013 nt
Organism: Lodderomyces parapsilosis
Lineage: Eukaryota; Fungi; Ascomycota; Pichiomycetes; Serinales; Debaryomycetaceae
Gene: RAD32
Product: DNA-directed DNA polymerase eta
Exons: 1
Coding region: 1-2013 (670 amino acids)
Biological process (GO): error-prone translesion synthesis; response to radiation
Cellular component (GO): replication fork; nucleus; site of double-strand break
Molecular function (GO): DNA-directed DNA polymerase activity; damaged DNA binding
Source: RefSeq, a predicted model, not a curated record
AUGUCUGUCAAAGUGAAAAAGCAGGAGAACUUACCCCCGCUAAUAACCUCACCCCUUCCCAAAUCCCAAUUCACCUACAAAAACUUACGCGACUUGAACAACCCAAAAUAUGCAUAUCUACUGCCCCUUUCCACAAUUGCCUUAGUUGAUUUGAAUGCCUUCUUUGCCCAAGUAGAAACUAUCCGUAUGGGACUCACAGAAGACGUCCCAGUAGUGUGUCAACAAUGGAAAGCCAUCAUUGCCGUCAGUUACGCAGCACGUAAAUUUGGAAUCAACAGAAUGGAUACAGUGGAAUCUGCACGAGCCAAAUGUCCUAAUCUAGUUUGCGCCCAUGCCGGUGUUUACAAAAAGGGAGAUCGACAUUGGACGUAUGAAGAAGGUCAACCUGAUCCUGUUAAUCAUAAAGUUAGCUUGGAUAAUUAUCGACGUGAGAGUAGAAAAGUUUUACGAAUUAUUCAGAGCAAAUUUGAUUUGGUAGAGAAAGCUAGUGUUGAUGAGAGCUAUAUCGAUUUAGGUCGACCAAUCUAUGAAAUCCUUUUGGAGAAAUUUCCUGAGUUGAAUAUUAAUGCUGGCAAUGAUGAAUCACUACCGAGUAUUCCCAAAACACUUCCACAGGAUAUACAAUGGCAUGGAACUGUAAUUGAGUCAGAAAGGGAAAUCGCCGAUCCGCAGAAUGUCCAACCACCACAAAUUUUUGACUGGGAUGACGUCGUACUCGCUAUUGGUUCCCAAUUUUUGUUGGAUCUUCGACAAGCAAUUUAUGAUGAAUUAGGCUACACUACAUCCGCAGGGCUUGCAAGAAAUAAGUUGGUGGCAAAGUUGAGUGGUGGAUUCAAGAAACCCGAUGACCAAACAAUUGUUCGAAACUGUGCUUUAAAUCGGUUUCUAAGCAAUUUCGAAUUGACAGAUGUAACUGGAAUGGGCGGGAAAUUGGGUGAACAAUUGAUCAACAAAUUUGAAGUGCCGCCUGAUCGAAACUCAAUUGCAUUUAUCAGAGAAAAUUACACCUUCGACAUGGUUAAGCAAGAACUUCGAGAGGAUGCAGAGUUGGCUUUGAAGUUGUACCAAAUUGUUCGAGGUUUAUAUUCAUCGGAAUUGACAGACAGAAUUGAAAUCAAAUCAAUGAUGUCAACAAAGAACUUCCUUGGAUCCAAGGGGUGGACAUUGGCUGAUGCAUACGAUUGGCUAACUGUUUUCUCUGGUGAUUUAAGUAAUAGAUUAACUGACUUGGACAAUGAAUCAAUGGAAUUGUCAUUGACAAAAAUGUCAAAUAAGGAAAAAGGGGUUUUGCGACGACCGAAAACCAUUACAAUUGGAGUGAGAUCCUUAUCAUUUGUAAGACAAACGAGACAAAUGUCAAUUCUGUUUUACAAAGAUAUUGAUAAAAUGAGAGAAUCAAUUAAAAAUUGUGGGUUUCAAUUGCUUCGAGACUAUUUGGAACACAACUCAAAUAUAAGCCUACUUAAUGGGGGCAAACCACCACGGGAAUUGUAUAAUAGUGAUCCUAAACUGGUCAAGAUUAUGGACAUGCACAACUUGUCAUUAACAAUUUCUAAUUUCGUUGCUUUGAAUGAUUCAGCAUUGAUUGAGUCGUUUGCGAAAAGGGGCAAAUCACAAACUGAUAAAGAGUUGAUAGAGAUCAAUGCAUUGUCAAAGAGAAGGAAAAUUGAAAUAGAGUCGAAAGCUCCACCAUCGGUAAAGAAAUCGAAUCCUAUAUCAUCAGAGCAAAAACAAACCAUAUCAAAACUAUUUCAAGAUUAUGAACAAGCAAACAUACUCAAUAGUGUCGAAUCUGAGUCUAAAGCGUUCUCGAAAUCAAAGUCACGGAAAAGCGAAAGCCCAACAAUAAACAAGAGAGACAUUUUUCAAACUUUACGGAAAAAGCCAGCUAAUCUACUUGAUUCCCUAUUACAAAAUAUGUAUUGUCCUCGAUGCAAGACUUCAAUCCAGGAUCCAGUAGAGCAUAAUGAUUUCCACAUUGCUAUGGAUUUGUCAGAGAAAUGGAAUAACUGA